Molecule: messenger RNA, 720 nt
Organism: Rotaria sp. Silwood2
Lineage: Eukaryota; Metazoa; Rotifera; Eurotatoria; Philodinida; Philodinidae
Source: the annotation of a GenBank genome assembly
AUGAAUUUGCUUGUGGUGACAUUAUGGUACUUAAAGCUUUAUCACUCUGAAUGCUAUAUUGCUGCUGAAUUAUAUUUGGAUCCAUCAACAGUGCAUCAUAUUUUAACAGAGGUUGUGAAUAUCUUACAUUCUUGUAUAUAUUCAAAACUAGUUUCAUUACCGGCUGAUAUGACUGACAUAAACACAACAUAUGGUCCUGAAGAAAAUCAUAAAUUACUAGUUGAUUCAACUUACAUUGUUAUUCCUCAACCUAAUGAUUCACGACAACGUAAAGCUUAUUACCAUUCAAAAAGCUCAACAAACUGUGCAUUUAAAGUACGAAUAGCUUGUGACUUUAAUCAUCAAAUAGUACAUAUAUCUGAAUGUUAUCAAGGAAGUGUACAUGAUAUUACAAUUCUGAGAGAAUCGGGAUUAUUAGAAUAUACAGAAGAAUAUGUUCAAAUUAUUACUGACAAAGGAUACAUUGGUGAAGAAUACGUAAUUACUUCAAAAAAGAAACCUCAUGGGGGUGAACAAACAACUGAAGACACAAAUUUCAACCGUAAUUUCAAUAGUGCAAGAGUAGCUAUCGAAAACAUCAAUCAACGUUUCAAAACUUACGCAAUUAUGGAUGGUGUUUACAGAGGGAUUAUUGACGAUUUUCAUAAAAUUACCAAGAUUGUACAGGUCGUUUGUGCUCUAUGUAAUCUGAAUUUAAGUAAACAUCCCAUUCGUAAAUAA